CGGCCGAUGCUAUUGCUAUAAGAAGGGGGGCAGGGCAGACUCUCCUCUCAUCACCACACAACACCACAGCAGAGCAGAGCAGAGCACCCUCCCUCACCUCCUUGAGCUUGAGAUCAGAUCAGAUCAGAUCAGAUCGGGUGCUAGGCUCGCUUUGCUUCGCUGCAAGAUCCAAUCCAUCCAUGGCUCCCUCACAGGAGGUCGUCGCCGCCGCCGCCGCCAAGGAGCCAUCCACCAACGGCAACGGCAACGGGACAACGGCGGCCCCGAAGACCACCAGCAAGGCCCCGGCGCUGAACGAGCGGAUCCUGUCGUCGAUCUCUCGCCGGUCGGUGGCCGCCCACCCGUGGCACGACCUUGAGAUCGGCCCCGAGGCGCCGACCAUCUUCAACUGCGUGAUCGAGAUCCCCAAGGGGAGCAAGGUCAAGUACGAGCUGGACAAGAAGACUGGGCUCAUCAAGGUGGACCGUGUGCUCUACUCCUCCGUCGUCUACCCGCACAACUACGGCUUCAUCCCGCGCACCCUCUGCGACGACUCCGACCCCAUCGACGUCCUCGUCAUCAUGCAGGAGCCCGUCGUCCCAGGAUGCUUCCUCAGGGCAAAGGCCAUCGGGCUCAUGCCCAUGAUUGACCAGGGCGAGGCCGACGACAAGAUCAUCGCCGUCUGCGCCGACGACCCCGAGUACCGCCACUUCAACGACAUCAAGGAGCUCCCGCCCCACCGCCUCGCAGAGAUCAGACGCUUCUUCGAGGACUACAAGAAGAACGAGAACAAGGAGGUGGCCGUCAACGACUUCCUGCCGUCGGAGGACGCAUACGAGGCCAUCCAGCACUCCAUGGAUCUCUAUGCCACCUACAUUUGCGAGGGCCUGAGAAGGUAGAUAAUAGAUCCGGCGACGCCAUGCCGCUUGCUGGACGAUGUUGACGAAAAGUUAUUCGUGUCAAGAGCGUUAUCUACCUCAUCAGUCAUAAGCAUACAUACAUUCUUGUUUUAUGUUACCUACCUGCAUACAUACACAUAUAUACUACUAGUAUAUGAUAUUGAUCCCCCAAAGCCUUGCAUUAAGGCAGUAGUAGCAGCCAGAUAAACAGGGCAUUCUUUCCCCAACUACCUUAUGUAAUACGAUUUACCUGGCUGAAUGAAUAUGAGAUGUUGGCAUA
Molecule: messenger RNA, 1158 nt
Organism: Hordeum vulgare subsp. vulgare (domesticated barley)
Lineage: Eukaryota; Viridiplantae; Streptophyta; Magnoliopsida; Poales; Poaceae
Product: soluble inorganic pyrophosphatase 4-like
Exons: 4
Coding region: 180-878 (232 amino acids)
Biological process (GO): phosphate-containing compound metabolic process
Cellular component (GO): cytoplasm
Molecular function (GO): inorganic diphosphate phosphatase activity; magnesium ion binding
Source: RefSeq, a predicted model, not a curated record